Molecule: messenger RNA, 915 nt
Organism: Talaromyces rugulosus
Lineage: Eukaryota; Fungi; Ascomycota; Eurotiomycetes; Eurotiales; Trichocomaceae
Exons: 3
Coding region: 1-915 (304 amino acids)
Molecular function (GO): oxidoreductase activity
Source: RefSeq, a predicted model, not a curated record
AUGUCCACAGAAAUCAAGAAUGUUAUGAUCGUCGGGGGUACAGGCAACCUCGGCCCAUACCUCGUCCGAUCCCUCCUCAAAGCCAGCUUCACCGUCUCCGUCCUCAGCCGCUCCUCUGCCCGCAACGCGAACUUACUAGGCGCCACCAUCGUCAAAUCUGACUACACCUACGGCUCCCUCGUCGACGUCUUCACCGGCCAAGACGCCGUCGUAUCCGCCCUCUCCACCGCCGACGUCGCCGAGCAAAAGACCAUUGUCGAUGCUGUCGCUGCCGCCAAGGUGAAACGCUUCUUCCCGAGCGAGUAUGGCAUUGACACUUCUGUCGAGGGGCUUGAGGACUCGGCUGCGUUCCUGAAGGGGAAGCAGGAUGUGAUGGAUCAUGUCAAGUCGAAAGAAGUGGAAGGGCUGUCGUGGACGGCUAUCUUUGUGGGUUCGUUUAUUGACUGGAUGCUAGUCGAGGGUCAAGGCUUGCUCUGCCUGGACGUCAGAGCCAUGACCGGCGAGCUUGUCGACUCCGGCAACCCGAAGUUCACCACCACGACCACUUCCCAAGUUGGCGAAGCGGUCGCUGCUGCCUUGGUUCACUCUGACAAGACCAAGAAUCAGUAUGUCUACGUAUCGUCUUUCAACACUACACAGAACGAAGUCAUCGAAGCUGUUGAGAGAAUCUCUGGCCGAAACUUCACGCUCGACAAGGUAGGAGGUAAAGCGCUGUAUGACCGCGGGACGAAGCAUGUUGAGGAGGGUCAAUGGGUCAAGGGGUACUAUGAACUUGCUAGUGCAGUGACGUACAAUGAUGCACCGAUGACAUAUUUUCCUGAGAAGGCGGCGCACUGGAUGCAAGAGCUGGGCUUGGUUCAGGAAGAGACUUUCGAUGAGGUGAUCAGUCGGGUGUUGAAGACUGUUCAGACAUGA